Penicillium nucicola is the source of this 1956-nucleotide messenger RNA. RefSeq names its product RBR-type E3 ubiquitin transferase. Gene Ontology annotation, cellular component: cytoplasm; ubiquitin ligase complex. The coding region runs from base 1 to 1956 and encodes 651 amino acids. Gene Ontology annotation, biological process: ubiquitin-dependent protein catabolic process; protein polyubiquitination; positive regulation of proteasomal ubiquitin-dependent protein catabolic process. The record is from RefSeq and is a predicted model, not a curated record. Gene Ontology annotation, molecular function: ubiquitin conjugating enzyme binding; zinc ion binding; ubiquitin protein ligase activity. Lineage: Eukaryota; Fungi; Ascomycota; Eurotiomycetes; Eurotiales; Aspergillaceae. The transcript has a single exon.
AUGACCGAACUAGAGUGCCCCGACGACGACCGCUCCAUCGAGCUGUCCUCCAUCGCCGCCAUCUUCCCGGAGAUACAAAUACAACCCGGGUCACCUUUUAAAGCAGCGCUUGAACUGCCUGUUGUUCCAUCGUCGCCAAUAUCCGUCUGUUUUCAACAGCCAGUCGAUGCCGCUCUCAACGCCACCAUUACCCCUCCAACUUCUUUGGAUGAAUUCAAAGGAGAACUUGAGCAGCCACCUGUGAAGGAUGUUCAUAUCCUGACAUAUUUACCCCCUCUCAGACUCGAAAUCGAAUUGCCCGAUGGUUACCCUACCAAGAAGCCACCAAUCGUACAUUUGACAACAGUUUCAUCUUGGCUGCCAGCAUCGGUUAUCGAUCGGUUAUCUGACGACUGCCGCCGACUUUGGGAGGAAUGUGGAAAUGAUCUGGUUGUUUACACAUAUAUUGAUCAUUUGCAACAAUUGGCGGAAACAACUUUCGAUAUACGAACCGCAUCGGGGGAAGUGUGCUUAUCGCGGGAUCUCAAAGUGGCGCUAUUGGACUUCAAUAUAAAAGCGGAGCAGGACAAAUUCGACCAGGGAACUUUCGAAUGCGGAGUUUGCCUCGAACCAAAGAAGGGUUUACUUUGUCAUCGAUUGCUGCGGUGUUCCCACGUCUUUUGUGUCAGUUGUCUACAAGACUUCUACGGAACCUGCAUCCACGAGGGCGAUGUAGAUAGCGUUAAAUGCAUGGCACCGGACUGUGAGCUCAACAGGAGACCGCCGGCACAGGGCGAUGGUCAGACACCGCCGCGCAAGAAGCGAUAUCCUAGUAUUGGACCUAGCGAGCUCCUACAGAUCCCACUGCCUCCCGAGGUAGUACAGCGAUAUGUUUUCCUCAAACGCAAAAAGAAGAUCGAAGCCGAUAAGAACACUGUUUAUUGUCCCCGAGAAUGGUGCCAAGGAGCAGCACGAUCCAAACGUCACCCGAAACCCGAAGACCCAAUGACCGAUGAUUUAGAGAUGUCUGAUGAUGAAGAUGCAUUUGAUCCUCUCGGCCCCGAAGACCAACUGCCCCCAAUGGCAGAACGUGUAGCCAUUUGUGAAGACUGCAACUACGCAUUCUGCUCUGUCUGCAAAAAAGGCUGGCACGGGGAAUUAAUACGUUGCUACCCCCGACGUGCGGGUGAGAAAUCCGAGGAAGAAAAGGCAACCGAAGAGUAUCUGCGCCUGUACACAUCCCCUUGUCCUACCUGCAAUGUGCCUUGCCAGAAACAGAUGGGUUGCAAUCACAUGCGCUGCUUCCAGUGUGACACACACUUCUGUUACCUUUGCUCGAGUUGGCUGUCUGCCGACAAUCCAUAUCAACACUUCAAUACCCUGGAGAGUAAAUGCUACAACCGGCUCUGGGAUUUGGAAGGGGGUGAUGGUCUCAACCCAGACGGAGCCGAGGCACUUCAUCGCAUCCCUGAAGCACUUCUGGUUUUUGAUGAUCCACUGCCGGAAGUCAUCCAUGAGGAGGCCGAAGAAAGCGACGGAGAUCAGCCGGCAUUUGAAUUCGACAAUGAUGAAGACGACCUACACCACCGACAUCCACCUCCACCCGCCCCAGUUCCACCCCGCGUCAACGCCGGAGGUCGACGACCCGGUAGACGCGACCACGCCGCAGCCCGUGCUGCUGCCGCCGAACGCCGAGCUCAAGCUCGCGCCAUGGCCGAGGUUAGAGACCGCAACAACCGAGAUGAGCCCCGGAGACCGAUCCGAUGGGCGGAUAUUCCUCCGGCGCCUCAUCCCCAAGGACCUCUCGGUUAUCUCGGCCCGCCCCUUGUUAAUGACGAUGACGAGCCUAAUGCAUGGGACAUUGACCAUCAACGACAGCAGGAUGAAGCUCGUGCUGGCCUUCAACGCUUUUUAGCCCUCGUGCAAAACGACCGCGAGGAUGAAUGGGAUAGCGACGAGUUAGAUGAUGACUUUUAA